Molecule: messenger RNA, 2025 nt
Organism: Rhincodon typus (whale shark)
Lineage: Eukaryota; Metazoa; Chordata; Chondrichthyes; Orectolobiformes; Rhincodontidae
Gene: bdnf
Product: brain-derived neurotrophic factor
Exons: 2
Coding region: 328-1086 (252 amino acids)
Biological process (GO): nerve growth factor signaling pathway; negative regulation of neuron apoptotic process; regulation of neuron differentiation
Molecular function (GO): nerve growth factor receptor binding; growth factor activity
Source: RefSeq, a predicted model, not a curated record
GGGACAUUGCUCCGUCAGCUGGUUAACUCAGCCUUUACAAUGUGACAAACGUGUGGGGAAUGGCUCAGGGGUUCAGAGAGGACUGGACGUUAUUUAAAAUGAACAAGAGCUCGAAGAAUUGCCGUGUCAGGGAACGGACUGAAGUGACCUCGGACUGAACGCGCUGCCAGUUGGCCAAAACAAAUGCAUAUCGCGAUUUCAAAGUUGGAUGAAUGCGACUAUUUAACGGACCCCGGAAGACAACAAAAUCAAAGCGAUUUCCUGGGUUCUAAAACCCAGUGUGAUUUGUAAACGCGGAUCAAAUUGGCACACGAGUUGAGGAGAGUAAUGAACAUCUUGUUCCUUGCUAUGGUUAUCUCAUCCUGUGGUUGCCUGCAAGCUGCCCCGAUGAAUGAAGCUGUGGACCGAGGCGCCUCGCACUACCCGGGGCUGCGGCCUUACGGGACACUGGCCGGCGGAGGGGGGCCAGGGGUCGCCCCUUCCCGGGGACUCGGGGCUUUGGCCAACACGAUGGGCCAUGUGCUGGAAGAGCUCCUGGAGGUGGACAGGGAGGCUCGGCCGAGCGACGGCGGAGGUGGACAGGGAGGCUCGGACAAGGAGGGCGACUUGUACUCGUCACGGGUGAUGCUGAGCGGCCAGGUGCCUUUGGAACCGCCUUUGCUCUUCCUGAUGGAGGAGUACCGGAAUUACUUAGAGGCAGCGAACAUGUCGGCCAGGGUGAGGCGCCACUCAGACCCAGCCCGCAGGGGAGAGCUCAGUGUCUGUGAUAGUAUCAGCCAAUGGGUGACGGCAGACAAGAAAAAGACAGCAGUGGAUAUGUCGGGCCAAACGGUCAGCGUCCUGGAGAAGAUCCUGGUCCAGAAUGGUCAGCUCAAGCAGUACUUUUACGAGACCAAAUGCAAUCCCAAAGGGUUCACUAACGAAGGCUGCAGAGGAAUAGACAAGAAACAUUGGAACUCUCAAUGCAAAACCAGCCAAUCUUACGUCCGAGCCCUCACCAUGGAUAGCAGGAGAAAGAUUGGGUGGAGAUUUAUAAGGAUAGACACUUCCUGUGUAUGUACAUUGACCUUUAAGAGGGGGAGAUAGUGAAUUAGUUGUAUAUAGAUUUUAUUGAGAAGUUAUCUAUUUGUAUAUAAAUAUUACAUACAGCGUAAAUUAUUCCGUGGAAGCGAUACAGAAAACUUUAUGGACUGCAUGUAUAAAUGAAGUUUAUACAGUAAAAGAGGUGGCUUUAUGUCUAUUUAUUGAACAUAUCCAUGACUCCAGAAAGAAAGAAAACAAUUAUUUGCGCACAAUUUCAAAAAAAAACAAUAAGCCUGUAUUACAUUCCUCAAAACAUCGCGGUUUGUUGAAUGACGUUGCCAAGAAAUGAAACAGUUUAAAAAAAAAUGCAUGCUGCUUCAGUUUGAUCAAGAAUCUGUCCAUUGGAAAGUCCAACUCAACAUUCCGUCCCGUUAGACAGUAAGUGGCUUUAUUCCUCGUUAGUAUUAUAUUUGUUGACUGCUUUACCUUCUACCGAUGGUGUUGGAAUUAAAAAAAAAGUCAAGGUGCUGACGUGAAUCUUUAUUAGUUUUUAUUUUAUUUCCCUGGUGAAAGGAUUGUCAUCUCAACGCUUUCGUGCAGUACAUUAGCACCAGUGUGAAACCAAAUCGAUGCCGGCUUCAUUUUAUUUUCUUGUCAGUUGUACUGCAUUACAGAAUGGGACACGAAUGGUGUUGGAAUGGAUUAGAUCAUUGGAUGUGAUUAUUCCCAACCCCCUCCCCGUUUCCCCGCCCCAUUCAUAAACUACUUCUACAAGGAGACCCUAAAGACUGAAUCAGAAAUAACAGAAUUUCAGUGGAGAACACAAGUAUUCAUCAUGGGGAGGGAGGUGGGGUUUAGGAAUACCAGUGUGGAAACCUUUCAAAACGUGAAGUCAUGCAGAAAUUUGGACACUAGUGUCUAUUAAAAGGACAGUCAAGUAUACACAGUUCGGGGGAGGGGCAUGAUGGUGGAGCUGUCAAUGGGUAUUUUGUUGGGGAGACA